GCAGUUGCCUAGCGACAGCGGGCUUCUGCCGUGUUGUGAGGAUUGUGCGCCGUUGGAUACACCGCCCAGAACUAUGUGCAGCUGUGUGCUGGUUGUGGAGUGAUGUGUUUUCGGUUGGGAUUGGCAUUUGCUCGGGGACCUUCCUCCCUCGAAGCGAUUCGUACCAAGGGAUCCACUGUCGCCUUGGAUUAGUCCGAGAAGAGGUCAUAGAAGGGAGUGCACUGUUUCCAGCCCCCUGACGCCGUGGAAAGUGAGCGCGAGCGGCGGUGCGUCGGAGUCAGCCUGCUGCCUAGGUGGUGGUAAACCCAUCGACAGCCUCCAGCACUUGGCGGCAGCACACUGCUCCAUGGAGAAAGAUCCAGAAGCCCCGCCGCCGCAUUCCGCCACUCUCCGUUAUGACACCGGAUACAAUGUCAUGGCUUCCCGCGCCAGCGAUGGGACCAACGUCUGCUCUAUUAUCCUCACUUUCAUCUCACUGCUCGUCAUAUCCUUCACAUUUCCAUUCUCUCUCUUCUUCUGCAUCAAGAUCGUGCAAGAGUACGAAAGGGCUGUCAUCUUCAGGCUCGGACGUCUUGUUGAAGGAGGAGCGAAAGGCCCCGGGUUGUUCUUCAUCAUUCCCUGCAUUGACACCUACUGCAAGGUGGACCUACGGACAGUAUCGUUCGAUGUGCCUCCCCAAGAGAUCCUGUCAAAGGACUCGGUGACGGUGGCCGUGGACGCGGUGGUCUACUACCGCAUCAGCAACGCUACCAUCGCAAUCACCAACGUUGAGGACUAUGGGCAUUCAACACGGCUUUUGGCUGCCACUACACUGAGAAAUGUCUUGGGCACCAAAAACCUCUCAGAGAUCCUCUCGGAACGGGAGUCCAUCUCGCACGUCAUGCAGGCAAGCCUUGAUGAGGCUACAGAUUCCUGGGGCGUGAAAGUAGAGAGAGUUGAAAUCAAAGACGUGAGACUGCCAGUUCAACUACAGCGCGCCAUGGCUGCCGAAGCAGAGGCCGCUCGAGAAGCCAGGGCUAAGGUAAUCGCCGCAGACGGUGAACAACGUGCCUCUCGCUCCCUGAAAGAAGCUGCUGAAGUGAUUUCCCAAUCUCCCUCGGCAAUGCAACUGCGCUACCUGCAGACCCUCACCUCCAUCGCGGCUGAGAAGAAUUCGACCAUCGUAUUCCCGCUACCCAUGGAACUCAUGCGGGGAAUACUACGUGCACAGGAAGAGGACGACGACAACUGAGAGAACGCUCCGUCGGGAGUCAUCCCAUAAAGCGACAUCAGCAUCCAACGUCGUGGUGGUGCUGCACUCUCAGUGACGGCAUUCCUAUUUGGCUCGUCAGUGUUUUUCUUUUGACCCCGGAUUAACCCCGGACACUCGAUGGUCUGUAUAUGAACGCGAGCUGCACCGUACACACAGCUAUCAUCAUUACUACUCGAGCACGUGUUUUAUGCGGGGGUGAAUGCAGCGAAACGCUAAAAUCUAGCAACAGUGCAGGAAUCGUGCAAAGGGCCGCCGCGUAACCAAUUCUUAAUUUUGUCUACCGAAAUAUGUCACGCGCUGAACGUUUAAACCUGCGCUGCUCUUUCAAGUCUUGCGGCCACUCGCCUAAAUCAACUUAGACACGACGGCGCUCUGACCAAACUACGUAAAAUUCCUCAAGUGUGCUACUUGGGUAGAAAGAAGCUGACAGCCAUAUAGGGAGCUGUAGCAUUUCCACGAUAUAGGUUAUCCAAGAUCCGUCCAAUGACCCCUCGUUUCUGCAGCCCCUCAGCUGUCGCUCGAACCCAGGGACGAGGAACAUCCGUCUGCCACACUAUGGCUGAAAUGCUACUAGACGAUUAAGCCCGUGCUUAUGUUUAUUUACUGCAUAGUAUAAGUAGCCACAUUUUGUCGUACCAAAUACAAUUCGUCAUAAAAAUCGCGUUGGUACCCUUUCUGCCAAUGAAAACAUAGCGUAGGACUAAUUUGAUGGGAGUCAUAAAAAGGACCCAUUCAAAACCUUGCUGCGUUGAUCUAUGAAAAGCUCAGAUGCCUGUUGUUCAGAUAAUAAUACCACUAAUUUCGGUUAAAGUAACAUGUAAGGACACUGUAACGAUCGCAGAAGUAGAUUCUCUUUACCACUUAGCGUAACCUAUGUUGCGCUUUUGGCGGAUCGUACGGGGCAUGUCAUCUGGCGAGACCGUCCUGAAAACGGUAGCGUGAACUGCAUAGGCUGAGUGUUACAAUUAAGGUAAACGCAACGAUUGAGCCUCACCACAGCCCUGAAGGAUCUGAGCGACGGCGAAAGUUGACGGGAUCUCGAUGUCGGCGUAGUGUGAUCGCAGGCACACUUGACCAGCAGUCGAAGGCGUGUGGGUUCGAUUCUCGCCACAACCAGUCGCUCACGUUUCGUCACGUGUCAUCCUUUAAAUAGCGACAUCGCGUCUCGUGGCAACUCCAGAGUAGCGAUCUACAAAAGUGUGCUCGCGGUGCCGUGCUCAGCAUCCACGCAAUGAAGGUUGUGUUGUCUUCAUUUGCCUCAGUCAGAGCUUUAUAUGUAGACAACACAAUAGUCCACCUGUGUUGUGUAAUUGCAAGAGCACAGCAUGCCGGCACCGGUAUACCGGCAUGCAGAAAUAUGCAGAAAAAGAGCUCGACCAAUGCAACCUAUUUUUUUCUUCAGUUCCUGACACGAUUUGUUAAGGCCAGUGCACGCAGGAAAUAAAGAGUGUACUAGAUCCGUUGAUAACGUGGGUCUCGAUGUACCGUGUCUAUUGCACCCAAUAAACAGAUACGGUUCUGAAUCAUGCACGUUGCAGCCCCACGGUGGCGUUAUCAACGGUCUAGUAACACUCACUCACUCACUAACACUCACUUGCAUUUAAGCUCGCAUGCAGCAGUAACCCUUCACUCGUUUUGUUUCCGCGUCAUUGCACGAGCAAACAGAGAUAAUGGGUGAAAAGACCGAAAGUAGUGCAUGAAUUGGGGGCAGAAGCAGCCAUGACUACGAACGUCGCUGUUCUUGGGCGGAAACAGCACGUCGUUUCAGCCAUGGGGAGGCACAGCCAGAAAGGUUCCCGGGACUGCUUCACAGAAAUACCCAUAUUGAGAUCAAUGUCCCGCUGAGUCACUGCCGUUGCGGAAUACAGAACUCCUGCAGAUAAACCACUGGAAGAUUUUGGGGCACGGGUUAGGAUGCGCUCCGUUGGCUGUAUCGAUGACUCCUAACCGUACUCUGUAGUUGUAGCUUAUCUCUCGGUGAUAGAUAUUGAAAAAAACGAGUGUAUAAAGCUUAUACCUGUCGAAUUUGAAAGGAAUGAUUCCGUAUGGCCCAUAGUUGUGAGAGCAAUCUCCGCUACGUUCCUAGAAAUUAUCAUUGCUCCAUUGCAAUCAUGUUGAAUCGUAGGCAAAACAACCAUACAGAAAUAGCGUAAUCUCACUCACACUAGCAUGUGCUGUACAUGAAGCUUACAUGAAAUUAUGUAACUAUAUUUUAUCGUAGCUGUAGCACUUUUCUAAAGGUAUAAAUUGACACUUUCCAAUUUUUCUCGACAAUGGUACAAAGUAGACGUAGCAAAGGUUACACUAUUGAGACCAAGAUAGACUCUUCAUAGAAAUUUCUCCCCUAUAGUAUUCACUUCUAAUCUUGCUUCAAACGACGCGUCGCAAAGCAUCAUGUUCAUUUUCGCCAUAAAAGUGGCAAACCUAUUGUUGUUGCUCGUUCGACUCCGUACGCCCCCUGUGCACAUUUGUUGCAGUGUGCUCGUUGGGCUGUUGCUAUAUUCAAUCUCUAACAAAGGUAUAAAGAGCUGUGAAUCUGUAAAUAGCACGUUUUUCUUUUUCCGUUAUACUCCGUACUGCCACGCCAUAGCAGACUGUAUGCUUAAUCAUGAUAUGCUGUAACGCUCUCGCUCUCGUCAUCCACUAUCCUAGAGUGGUCCGCCAACGUCAUCUAGACUAAAGGACGCUUGCUUGAAAGCUCCUGAUCAUCAUUCACAACGUUGCGUACAAAGCGCGUUUCCGCGGCAGCCGUCGCCGAACGAGUUCAUCAACGGCAAGCCAGGACCAGCACCACCGGCACAGUUUCCAUGACUACGGCCGCUGAUAGCGUGGCAGCCGUUGGAGCAACUUGCAAGGACUAGUACGUCACAGAGAUGCCCCGCAACUACCAUUUUUUAACUAGCCCCAACCGGUCGCUUGUGGCCAAAUCGUCGUCUCGUCUUCGUCUAGCGUCACGGGCAACAUUUUCUCCCGAUAUUCUUCAUACCGCGUUUAGGCGCAUGCGCAAUGCGUAAGAAUUACAGGAAGGUAUUUUCCUCGGUUAAAUUACAAGGUGCUUCAACCUACGAGGUGCUGGGGCAUGUUAGCUUACCCCUCUGAGGCCUCAGUGCACCGCAUUGGCUGAGUUAGCCUUAGUACGUGCCGUUAUCAUCAUUGAAAGGGACCAUCAGAAAAGGCCAUAUUUAAAAAAAACGAACAAACAAACAAAAGAAAGCACGCUUACUUGUGAUUUUAUUGCAGAUGGGCAGGGAAAACCAACUACUGUGGCGAAAGAUGCCGCAAAACUGUGCACAUAAACAUACAUGACGUGGCUUACAAACGGUUUGGCCACCGACCACGGGCGCAGCAGCCAUUCUUACUGCCACCUGUAGGAUGUCGUCUACAACGACGUUUUGCUCUCGGCUGGCUCAGACAGUAUUGUGAUAGUCGAGCUCGAAUCUUUGCGCGGAGUGAGAUGGGACAGGGCACCAAUUGCGUAUUGCGUGGUGUUCAGGUUUCAUUUUUAGUCUAGAAGACGUUGGAUCUGCUUCCAUUACUUCUUUUUGCGUUGGGAACAGUGCCUCCUUCUCUGUUGAAAUGCAUCGAAGCAAUCGAAUGCAACUGUGUGACUACAUGUAUUAGUCAUGGUGAAUGUGUAUCGCUUCAACGGUAAGUGCUUCUGACUCAAAAAUGUGACAAGGGUUUCGUUGUCGUCAUAUAACGGGAAACGGGAUAUAUGACAACGCCGUCAGUGGUACACACAAAGUUUUACUCCUCGGAGUAAAAAUCCUCCUCCUUGGAGUACGGGUUAAAAACUGCCUUUUACUUAUUCAUACAGGUUUAUGCUCAGGAAAAAAGAAGAUACAACUGACAAUGAAACGUCGUCGCAUGCUAAACUUCGUAUAGUUCAAGUAGGCAAAAGUAGUCUUGCCAGAUAAAUUACUGGGCCAGACAAAUGCGACACUUAAAACAUUACUCGAAGUACGAAAGGUGAGACGGCGAAACACACUGCUGCCCGCUUGCUUCAAUUUUCCAACGCUUCGCACGCGGUCAGUGGCAUGCAGCGAACCCGACACCAAUCUUCGUUUCGAACCGUGUGCGUCUUUCCUCACAUACAGCGCACCAAUACAAAUAUGCCUGAAGAAGGAAUGACAUAUGAACGUUUUCUUCCUCCCAGAAUAGUAUGCCGUUUCUUACCAGCUUAAUUGGUACAGGAAACUAAGUUUGUAAAAUGACGAACAAAAAAAAGAAAAGAGAAAGACAGAGAGAAAUGACUAACAAAGAGAACUAGCGGCACAUCUGGUAGAUCGCAGUAAUGCUUGACUAGAUGGUGAACAAUCGGUUGUUGUAACCGCGGUUACAGAUGCCCGUGUAACAGGGGUGUAACACAUUGGUAAAGCACUGUCGUCGCGCCGAACCAUAUCGUACACGGUGGUUAUCUUUGCAGUAGUUUGAUCACUCUUGUGCAUACCGAAUGAAGGUCAUCCAGUCGUUGUUCCUUGCAGCUCAGGUCGCUGUAUUUACACCAGCGUGCCAGGUUAUAAUUGAAGGUAUUUUCCAAACUUGUGCCACUGUAAAAUUCAACAUUCAAGUAGUAGCCCUUUGCAGAUAUCAAGUCGUACACUGCGUAAUGUAAGAUAAGUCUGGUAAACGAUACAUUAAACGAAAGAUAUAUUUCUCUCUCUUCAUAAUGUUAAAUUUCCCAACUGCGUAAGAAGCCCAAGUAAUAGGAAACGCCCACACUGGUGUUCUCCAUAUGUGUUUAUGUAAUAAUCAGCAGACGUGAAGCUCAUGAUGCAGCAAAUUAACCCUUCAAUACGACUGUAUAAGUCGCGUCAACAAUCGAUGUCUGAACUCAAUCUCGAUACCGAAGAAAUCGUUUAAUUUGUCUUUUCUCUCUCUCUCUGUUUCUUUUUUUUUUUUUUUUUUUUGUGCCUCUCCUACGUCUGCGCUGCCAGUGACUUCACUUUGUUGCAUGCCCAGCCUAAUUUUAACCUAUGUCUAGGUCUAUGUUACAUUAUGUGUAGAAGGCAACAUUUCCUUGAGCUUGAGGAGGGA
Ornithodoros turicata is the source of this 6289-nucleotide messenger RNA. RefSeq names its product band 7 protein AGAP004871-like. The record is from RefSeq and is a predicted model, not a curated record. The coding region runs from base 347 to 1231 and encodes 294 amino acids. The transcript is spliced from 9 exons. Gene Ontology annotation, cellular component: plasma membrane. NCBI's taxonomy places the organism in Eukaryota, Metazoa, Arthropoda, Arachnida, Ixodida, Argasidae.